This is a messenger RNA of Aspergillus novofumigatus IBT 16806, 627 nucleotides long. RefSeq names its product 60S ribosomal protein uL22 (gene rpl17). Gene Ontology annotation, molecular function: structural constituent of ribosome. Gene Ontology annotation, biological process: cytoplasmic translation. Lineage: Eukaryota; Fungi; Ascomycota; Eurotiomycetes; Eurotiales; Aspergillaceae. The record is from RefSeq and is a predicted model, not a curated record. Gene Ontology annotation, cellular component: ribosome; cytosolic large ribosomal subunit. The transcript has 3 exons. The coding region runs from base 1 to 627 and encodes 208 amino acids.
AUGCAUCGUGAAGAAAUUGGGAAUAGGACAUGGUUUUUGCUGAUGUUGGGUCUUUGUUUGCAUCAGGUCCGUUACGCUGCUCAGGACAUUCCGGCCGCAAAGAGCGCCCGCGCCCGGGGCUCUUACCUGCGUGUCAGCUUCAAGAACACCCGUGAGACCGCCCAGGCCAUCAACGGCAUGAAGCUGCAGCGCGCCCUUACCUUCCUCGAGAACGUCAAGACCAAGACCGAGGUCGUUCCCUUCCGGCGGUACGCUGGCAGCAUUGGUCGCACCGCUCAGGGCAAGCAGUGGGGUGUCAGCAAGGCUCGCUGGCCCGUCAAGUCCGCUCAGUUCCUCCUCGACCUUCUGAAGAACGCUGAGGCCAACGCCGACACCAAGGGUCUCGACACCGGCAACCUCAUUGUUAAGCACAUCCAGGUCAACCAGGCUCCCAAGGGCCGGAGACGCACCUACCGUGCUCACGGUCGUAUCAACCCCUACAUGACCAACCCCUGCCACAUCGAGCUCAUCCUUACCGAGGGUGAGGAGACCGUCCAGAAGGCUUCCCAGGUCGUCAAGAAGGAGGGUGUCCACCUCAGCUCCCGCCAGCGUGGUACUCAGAUCCGCCGUGCCCUCAUUGAGGCAUAA